AUCUGGCGGAUUUACUCUUAUCAACACAAUUGCUACAGUUGCAACUUACACAGCCAACACAGUACGCGUUUAGCUCUGGCAAGAUGUGGUUCGGCGAAAGGGUGACGCUUCGCUUGGCGUUCUGCUUCACAGUAGCCGUUGCGACUAGUGUGUCUAGUGCUGUGGCCGCUUCCGAACAAGGUGUGUUGAUCAGCAAACCGUGGAGGAAUGAAAAAAACGAUGAUCUGCUGUAUCCACUUACGAUUAUCCAUCUGAACGACUUCCAUGCCCGGUUUGAGGAGACGAACACGGUGUCAACGCGCUGUAAGCCGGACGAGGGCGAACAUUGUAUUGGUGGUUACGCUCGGGUUGUCGCUCAUGUGAAAUCGCUGCAGCAGGAGUAUGCCGAUCGGAACCCUAUCUACUUGAAUGCGGGCGACAGCUUCCAGGGUACGAUCUGGUACACGUUGCUACGCUGGAAUGUGACCUCACACUUUCUUAAUCUCUUGCCUGCCGACGCAAUGACACUCGGGAACCACGAGUUUGAUCACGGUGUGGAAGGUUUAGUGCCAUUUCUGGAAGCGAUCAAAAGCCCUAUGCUGGUCGCAAACAUUGACGAUCGGGAAGAGCCCACGCUGCAGGGCAUGUAUCAGAAAAGUAUAGUGCUUGAUCGGGGUGGCAGAAAACUUGGAAUCAUUGGUGUCAUACACCACGCAACGGAUACACUCAGUAUGACGGAUCGGGUGCAUUUUCUGGAUGAGGUGGAAUGCAUCAAUCGGGAAGCAGCGGCACUGAAGCAAGUCGGGGUGGAUAUCAUCGUAGUACUGUCGCAUUGUGGCUUUACCAUCGAUCAGCACAUUGCGCAAGAGUGUCCUGAGGUGGACGUGAUCGUUGGAGGACACUCACAUACUCUGUUGCACACGGGGGAAGUUACUGAUUGGCCGGAUAUGCCAGCAGGAAGCUAUCCGUACGUUGUGGAACAGGCUUCCGGCCGGCAUGUGUUGAUCGUACAAGCCGGUUCGUUCACCAAGUACGUUGGCCAUCUUCUCGUGUACUUCGACGAAAAUGGCGAAGCCGUACGGUGGGAAGGCAACACCGAAUAUCUGAGCGAACAAUUGCCAAAAGAUGAGCAAAUCGAACGAGAACUUCUACCCUGGCGUUCGCAGGUGGACACGCUCGCGGUCCGUCCGGUAGGAAUGUCCAAAGUGUUCCUUACGAAACCAGCCUGUCGGACGGGUGAAUGUAACUUUGGAAGCUUCGUUGCGGAUGCGUUCGUGGACUAUUAUGUUGGUCGGGGAGAACUGGAGCACGAGUGGACAUACGCCGCCAUCGGCAUUACGAACGACGGUGGGCUGCGUACAUCGCUCAAUACCGGCACGCUAACGUACGAAGAUCUGGUGACGGCCAUUCCCUAUGAAAAUACGGUAGAUACGUUCGAGUUGCGCGGUCAGUACCUGCUGGAAGCGCUUGAGUACAGUGCUAGCCGGUACAAUACCGCUGAUGUGCUGCAGUUCUCGGGAAUGCGUGUUAUCUUCAACCUUACGCGGCCAGCCUUUCAGCGAGUACAGCAGGUAGAUGUGCGGUGCCGAGUCUGCCGAAUUCCACGCUAUGAACCACUCGACCUUAAUGCCACCUAUCGGAUCGCAAUAGCCGCAUGGAUUGGAAGUGGUGGCAAUGGAUACGAAAUGUUUGGUCAGCAUCGUACAAACGUGCGUGUUGGACCGCUGGAUAUUGACGUUUUCGAGCGUUAUGUGGAGAAAAUGUCACCGAUUCUGCAGGGAACGGACGGUCGUAUGGUGUUCGUAACGUGAACGAUUCGUAAUUACCCUUAGAAAGGAGGAGCGAGCUUUUCAGUUAACACUAAACGCUUAUUUUAAAAUGAAAAUAAAUUAAAUGCCCCUCUCCAAUGGCAUUAAUGUAAAGGUCCUUUA
Anopheles funestus (African malaria mosquito) is the source of this 1910-nucleotide messenger RNA. Its product is annotated as apyrase-like. Lineage: Eukaryota; Metazoa; Arthropoda; Insecta; Diptera; Culicidae. Gene Ontology annotation, cellular component: plasma membrane. Gene Ontology annotation, biological process: AMP catabolic process. The record is from RefSeq and is a predicted model, not a curated record. Bases 84 to 1790 code for a protein of 568 amino acids. Gene Ontology annotation, molecular function: 5'-nucleotidase activity. The transcript has a single exon.